UGCAGUGUCUGAAACCAAACAAAGAAAAUACAACGAAAGAAAAAGAAAAGUUUUUAAAAAAGAAAAGCUUUCUGCAAAACCAAAAAUGUCCGCUAAGAUUUCAAUAUUCCAAGCUCUUGUCUUUCUAUUCUACCGGUUUAUCCUCCGGCGAUAUCGGAACCCUAAACCAAAAUACCAAAAUGGCCCUUCUUCUCUCCUCCAAUCUGACCUAUCACGCCACACAUUGAUCUUCAACGUAGAAGGAGCUCUUCUCAAAUCCGACUCUCUCUUCCCUUACUUCAUGUUAGUAGCAUUCGAGGCGGGCGGGGUAAUAAGGUCAAUUAUCCUCUUCAUUCUCUAUCCAUUGAUAAGCUUGAUGAGCCAUGAGAUGGGUGUCAAAGUGAUGGUAAUGGUGAGCUUUUUCGGGGUCAAAAAAGAAGGUUUUAGAGCGGGGAGAGCGGUUUUGCCUAAAUACUUUCUAGAAGAUGUCGGGCUCGAGAUGUUCCAAGUGUUGAAGAGAGGAGGGAAGAGAAUCGGAGUGAGUGAUGAUCUUCCUCAAGUUAUGAUCGAAGGGUUCUUGAGAGAUUACUUGGAGAUUGACGUUGUGGUCGGGAGAAAAAUGAAGGUCGUUGGAGGUUAUUACUUAGGGAUCAUGGAGGAUAAAAACAAACAUGAUCUUGUCUUUGAUGAGUUGGUUCGUAAAGAGAGACUAAACACCGGUCGUGUUAUUGGCAUCACUUCCUUCAAUACCUCUCUUCAUCGAUAUCUAUUCUCUCAGUUUUGCCAGGAAAUUUAUUUCGUGAAGAAAUCAGACAAGCGAAGCUGGCAAACCCUACCACGAAGCCAAUACCCUAAACCAUUGAUUUUCCACGAUGGCCGUCUCGCAAUCAAACCAACCCUAAUGAACACUUUGGUCUUGUUCAUGUGGGGUCCUUUCGCAGCCGCAGCCGCAGCAGCAAGACUCUUCGUCUCUCUUUGCAUUCCCUACUCAAUCUCAAUCCCGAUCCUCGCCUUUUCCGGUUGCAGACUAACCGUCACUAACGACUACGUUACAUCUCAAAAACCAAAAUCAAGUCAACGCAAAGGUUGUCUCUUUGUGUGUAACCAUAGGACUUUGUUGGACCCUCUCUAUGUUGCAUUCGCCUUGAAAGAGAAAAACAUCAAAACUGUAACGUAUAGUUUGAGUAGGGUAUCCGAGAUUCUGGCUCCGAUCAAGACGGUGAGACUUACCCGUGAUCGGGUGAGUGACGGUCAAGCCAUGGAGAAAUUGUUGACCGAAGGAGAUCUCGUGGUUUGUCCUGAAGGAACCACCUGUAGAGAACCUUACAUGCUUAGGUUUAGCCCUUUGUUCACCGAGGUUAGUGACGUCAUCGUUCCCGUGGCUGUGACGUCAAACGUGACCUUCUUCUAUGGUACAACGGCAAGUGGUCUUAAGGCCUUUGACCCGCUCUUCUUCCUCAUGGAUCCUUAUCCUACCUACACCAUCCAAUUUCUCGACCCUGUUUCCGGUGCCACGUGCCAAGAGCCUGAUGGGAAGUUGAAGUUUGAGGUGGCCAAUCAUGUUCAGAGUGAGAUUGGGAAGGCGUUGGAUUUCGAGUGCACAAGUCUCACUAGAAAAGACAAGUAUUUGAUCUUGGCCGGUAAUAAUGGAGUAGUUAAGAAAAAUUAAAAUUGUUUUUAGGUUUUGAGUGAGUGAGUUGAGUUCUUUGGAUGUAAGUAACCAAUCGAUUAUUUCAUUUGUUUAUUAAUAAUGUCUACGUAAAUGU
Messenger RNA from Arabidopsis arenosa, 1745 nucleotides. NCBI's taxonomy places the organism in Eukaryota, Viridiplantae, Streptophyta, Magnoliopsida, Brassicales, Brassicaceae. The record is from the annotation of a GenBank genome assembly.